AUGGACGCUCCUGGUAUGAUUUCGAAACUUACCUAUAAUGUAGGACUUGAUGGUGAGAACGGAGACCUUGUUGCCGCGGGUACUCUGUCACUGAAGGGGACAGAGGUGCAUUGCAAGAAAUGGACAACCAACCAACAUAUUUGUGUACGCUAUGUGUUCUCCAAUUCGAUUACACAGAGGUUCAAUCCACAAGAUAAACCGUGGGAAUUUUUUUUUAACAGAGUGGUGGUUGAGCCAGGAGUAAGAUACCGUGUCUCAGUGUCUAACCUACCAAAGCAAAAUGGAGGAAGUUACUUUUCUAACAGAACUGUAACAGUCCCACGGUGUAAGAGACCUGAAAUACAGCGAUGUAAAGUGUGUUUAGAGAACGGAAGUCUCUGGGAGCCCAAUCUGACGUAUAAGGUUUAUACAACACACGGUGUGCUGUUGAUUGGGGUGGAUUUUAACACAGGGGAAUUCUCUGAGAGCUAUAUUGUGUCUCUCCAAAGUCCAGAUCUUUACCCCUAUCCAAAUCUCCCACGACACACCUGCAAACUAACCUUGUCUCUUGCUGGAGCAUCAACUCUGCUCCUGGUGGCUACUGCUUUCAGGUGUUUCUGUAAAAGGAAUUCAGCUGAAGAUGCCCAUUCCAAAAGCUGCAGCUUUGGGGCUGAUGAAAUGAAAUGCAUCAUUCCCGUUCCAGAGCGUAGGAGAGUUCUCAUCAUUUACUCCCUGGACCACCCUCUGUACAAAGAGAUAAUUCUGAAGCUGUGUGCCUUCCUCAGGAGUAAGUGUGGAGCCGAGGUAAUUCUCGACCUGCUGGACUCUGCCUGGCUUAGCACCAUAGGAUGCAUUCAGUGGCUGGACCUGCAGAGGGAGCUGAUCUCCCGGUCCUCAGAUAAAAUCCUGAUCCUCUGUUCCCGUGGAGUGUACGCCAAAUGGAGAGCGAUGUGUGGAGAGGACAGAGUGAUAUUGAGGGAGGAUCUCCGCUCACCCAUGGGAGACAUGUUCAGCCCCGCCUUAAGCCUGAUUAUACCUGAUUUUGUCAAGUCCACAUCAUUCCAGAGGUACAUGGUGGCUUACUUUGAAGAUGUUUGCUGUGAAGAGGAUGUUCCUGCUCCCUUUAAUGUUACAGUGAAGUACCGGUUAAUGAAGCACUUUGAGGAACUCCUCUUUAGACUCCUAGACUGGGAGAAGCAGGAGCCUGGGAGAGUGAACCGUAUUGAGGGUGUAGGGGUAGAUAACUAUUUCACCUGUCCCUCUGGAAAGGCCCUGCAGGAUGCCAUUGAGACCUUUCAUGCCUUCCAGCUGGAGAACCCAAACUGGUUUGAAAUGGAGCUUGUGGACUGCCCAGAGGAAGUACUAGAAGAAACCAAACAUGGAAAGUUUUGCUUUGCAGAUCUUGCCUAUGAACCUGUCCUUCAGUGUAACUUGCAGUAUGAGGAUUGGACAGCUCCAGUCCUGAUUAACACAACUCUGCAUCCAGAUGAGCAGCUUGAGCAGUCUCUAAUGUCUCACAUCCCCGACUUCUCUGUAAACGACCUUCACACAGUGCUCCACAUAGACCUUGCCUUGGCCAGUCAUAAUGCUAUACAUGAGCAUAAAAGAGGUGUGCCAGGGAAACUACCCACCAAAGAUUCUGGCAUUCAUCAGUCAUUUCCCCAUGAAAACCAACUGAUAAUUCACUGA
Molecule: messenger RNA, 1668 nt
Organism: Chanos chanos (milkfish)
Lineage: Eukaryota; Metazoa; Chordata; Actinopteri; Gonorynchiformes; Chanidae
Product: interleukin-17 receptor A
Molecular function (GO): interleukin-17 receptor activity
Source: RefSeq, a predicted model, not a curated record